AAAAUAUUUACAGUUUUUUAGCACCAAUUCACUAAUAUUGAAAAUUACGCUAUAAAUGUAAAGAAUUAGAUAAGGGCCGAGAAGCAUUUUAUUUUUUUAUUAAGAAUGUUUUUUCAUAUGUUUAUAUUUAAAGUUUAUGCAACCAACAUUACAACAGUGUAUAUAGUUUACUGAUUUUGUCGAAAUUUUAACUAAAAAAAUUGUUCAAACUCCAAUAUUCUUUGAUUAUAAAAUUUAAAGGUCUAACAAUUUUGAAUUUAUAAUAAACCUACAGAAUUAAGCUUAUAGCAUACAAAUUGUAAAAUAAAAAUUCUAUUAUUUGUUUUUGAACUUUUAACAUUUUAACUUUAGUUUUUACAGAGUCCUCAAACACUGGAACACCAACAUUGUGAUAAGUUGUUGAAAAAUAUGUGUAGAUUACGGAAAAGAAAUCUUAAACCGAUUCUUAAAAUAACAUUUAUAAACUUAUUUUGAUUAUUUCUUUACUUUUUAUUAUUAUUCUGGUUCACACUAAAUAAUAGUUCUCCAACACAAUGAGGAAUGAUUAUUUUUUUAAUUUAUUAUUAAUAUUUGAAUUUAGAAAAAUUUAAAAUUAUCAGAAAAUCAAGAUCAUCAGUAUCCAGCACUGGGUACUAUUUUUUAGAAAACUGUUUAAAAAUAACACAUUUUUACUGUUGAUCUAAUUUUAUUGCGAUCGCGAUUGUUAGACAAUGUUGCAUAUCAUUUAUUUAAAAUUCGUUAUUUUUUAUCCAUAACUUUAAUACAGUAUUUAGUAUUUCUACCUUUAUCUGUAAACAUUUCUCUGCCACAUACAAACUGAAAAAACAAUGAAGAAAACAGUGAACAAUGCGUUUUUUAAAAAAGUAACACUUUAGUUUUUGAUAACUGUAAUUUGUUUACAGUUUGACCAACUUUUGUUUUUUGAAAAAAAAAGUUGGCCAACUGUCGAGACUGUUGAGAGCCACUGUGUGGUUUAGGGUAGUUAAUUUUUUCCUUAAACAUAAUAAUAAUUAAUAAGAAUUUUUCAAGAUUGUGGCUAGCAUGUUGAUUUGCGUGGGAGGUUGGAACCCCAGUUCUGGCAUGAAAUUCUUUUUGUAUUUAUUUUGUAAAAUUUAUUAACAAAACACAAAUUGAAAUAAAAGAAUUACGAAAUGGAGCAAGAAGUUAAUUUACCUCUGCCGUUUUAUCAAUAAUUUUAAAGUGCACGCUAAUUUUUAUCAUUCUUGUUCAGCGGUUCUCAAACUUUGGAACCUUAAGAUUAAAACGAUUUUUUUGAAAAACUAUGCAUUGUCGAUAUAUUAAAAUGUUACUUAAUAGAUUCGUUUUGUCAUUCUCUAUCUACCUUCACUUUUUGCUAAACCAUUUCCUAACAGACUGUAUAAGGAGGAAAUGUAAACUUAAGUGAAAUGAUGGAGGAUGAGGCAUUUUGUAUAAUAAAUUAGAAAUAAUAUAAUAAAUUAAAUUUUUUCGCGUAAUACAUUUUACUUCUCAGUUCGAAAUUUUUCAGAAAAUAAUUUUCUGACACCGGCGUUGAAAAAAAAACAACGAACACAAAUAUUUUGUUUGGGAAAGUUACGACCAUAAAAGUGUUUUUAAAUUUUUACAAACCACUCAAAUCAUCAUUACGGCACACAAUGACAUCAAGCCAUACCAUUUUCAUUAAGAAACCAGUCGCAUUUUAGCUUUUCUAACUGUGAGCAUCUAGUCGUGUUGAACUAAAUUUCUAUUGCGGAAUGAAAUCAAAAUUAUUAACCGUUUUAUUUAGCGUAUUUUAUGUAAUUUCCUGUCAAAACCUAGAUGAGGAAAUUGAUGAUUUAUGGGGAAAUAAAGAGGAAGAAGACAACAACCAAAUGACCACAUUAGCACCUAGAAUGUCGGAUAAUUACACCAUCGCACAAGAAUGUGAAUGUGUGCCUUAUUAUUUGUGUGAUAGAAAGAAAGAAUUGAAGGUAACAAAUAAUGGUGCAGAAUCAAUAAAUGUAAGAAUAAAAAAAUCCGAAUGUGCCCACUAUUUGCUAAAAUGCUGCGACGAUGAGGAUUUAAGUGAACCGUUCUUCCCCGAAGCGGAGCUCAAGCCGAAAGGUUGCGGUUACAGCAAUCCGAACUCUCGAACAAACCCGAGCGACGGUUCGGCCGAAUUCGGGGAAUUCCCCUGGGUGGUCGCCAUCUUGUCAAAUGAGUUGUACAUUUGCAGCGGCUCUCUAAUCCACCCAAAAGUAGUUAUGACAGCGGCUCAUUGCCUCAAAAAUGCCCGUAAAUUGAAAAUACGUGCAGGAGAGUGGGAUUCCCACGAUGAAAACGAGAGGUUACCACAUCAGGAACGAGAUGUCACUUCGGUGACAAUCCAUGCGCAAUAUAACCCCAUAACUUUGGCAAAUGACAUUGCGCUACUCUUUUUGAAAAGCGCUGUUUAUUUGGACGACCACAUUGACGUCAUUUGUCUCCCCCCUGCUUCGGCUGUGGUCGAGGAAAACCGAUGUAUUGUGAACGGUUGGAGGAAGGAGACUUUCGGGAGGGAAGGUGUUUUGACUAAAAUUGAAUUGCCGAUGGUUUCGAGGCAAAAAUGUGAAGAAGGUUUGAGAAAAACUCGAUUAGGGGAGAUGUUUAAGUUGGAUAAAAGUUUUGUUUGUGCUGGAGGGGAGGCAGGGAAGGAUACGUGUAAAGGAGAUGGAGGAAGUCCUUUAGUUUGUCCGAUUGAGAAAGAAACGGAACGAUUUUUCCAAAUUGGGGUGGUUUCAUGGGGGGUUGGGUGUGGGGCUUUGGGAGUUCCGGGGGUUUACACAAAUGUGCCAUUCUUUAGGCAAUGGAUCGACGAGAAACUUAAAAAGAAGAAUUUGGAUGUUAGUGUGUAUCAGUUCUGAUUGUUA
Molecule: messenger RNA, 2867 nt
Organism: Tribolium castaneum (red flour beetle)
Lineage: Eukaryota; Metazoa; Arthropoda; Insecta; Coleoptera; Tenebrionidae
Product: phenoloxidase-activating factor 2
Exons: 3
Coding region: 1734-2861 (375 amino acids)
Biological process (GO): proteolysis
Molecular function (GO): serine-type endopeptidase activity
Source: RefSeq, a predicted model, not a curated record